Mustela erminea (ermine) is the source of this 6419-nucleotide messenger RNA. RefSeq names its product heterogeneous nuclear ribonucleoprotein U (gene HNRNPU). Lineage: Eukaryota; Metazoa; Chordata; Mammalia; Carnivora; Mustelidae. Gene Ontology annotation, molecular function: poly(G) binding; transcription corepressor activity; poly(C) RNA binding. The record is from RefSeq and is a predicted model, not a curated record. Gene Ontology annotation, biological process: positive regulation of transcription by RNA polymerase II; RNA localization to chromatin; negative regulation of telomere maintenance via telomerase. Gene Ontology annotation, cellular component: kinetochore; catalytic step 2 spliceosome; centrosome. The transcript has 14 exons. The coding region runs from base 249 to 2720 and encodes 823 amino acids.
CCGCCCCUGCGAGAGGACGUUGCGUGCUCGCUCGCGCCAGGCGAGUCUCCGCGUCUCCCUCGCGAACUCGGUGAAAGGAAUUGGCGCCGUUCGACACCAGGCGGGUCCGCUCUGCAGCACGAACCCACCUCCAGCCGCAGCCGCAGCCGCCGCCCGGGCCGAGGAGCAGCCGCAGCAGCCGCCACCAGUGGCCGAGCGAGCGGAGCCGAGUUUGAGCCAGCGCCUAGCGGUGAAUCGGGGCCCUCACCAUGAGUUCCUCGCCUGUUAAUGUAAAAAAGCUGAAGGUCUCGGAGCUGAAAGAGGAGCUCAAGAAGCGGCGCCUUUCCGACAAGGGCCUCAAGGCCGAGCUCAUGGAGCGACUCCAGGCCGCGCUGGACGACGAGGAGGCCGGGGGCCGCCCCGCCAUGGAGCCCGGGAACGGCAGCCUAGACCUGGGCGGGGAUUCCGCCGGGCGCUCGGGAGCAGGCCUCGAGCAGGAGGCCGCGGCCGGCGGCGACGAGGAGGAGGAGGAGGAGGAAGAGGAGGAGGAAGGGAUCGCCGCCCUGGAUGGCGACCAGAUGGAGCUAGGGGAGGAGAACGGGGCCGCGGGGGCGGCCGACGCGGGCCCGAUGGAGGAGGAGGAGGCCGCCUCGGAGGACGAGAACGGCGACGAUCAGGGCUUCCAGGAAGGGGAGGAUGAGCUCGGCGACGAGGAGGAAGGCGCGGGCGACGAGAACGGGCACGGGGAGCAGCAGCCUCAACCGCCGGCGACGCCGCAGCAACAGCCCCCACAGCAGCGCGGGGCCGCCAAGGAGGCCGCGGGGAAGAGCAGCGGCCCCACCUCGCUAUUCGCGGUGACGGUGGCGCCGCCCGGGGCGAGGCAGGGCCAGCAGCAGGCGGGAGGUAAGAAGAAGGCGGAAGGCGGCGGAGGCGGCGGUCGCCCCGGGGCUCCGGCGGCGGGAGACGGCAAAACAGAGCAGAAAGGCGGAGAUAAAAAAAGAGGGGUGAAAAGACCUCGAGAAGAUCAUGGCCGUGGAUAUUUUGAGUACAUUGAAGAGAACAAGUAUAGCAGAGCCAAAUCUCCUCAGCCACCUGUUGAAGAAGAAGAUGAGCACUUCGAUGACACAGUGGUUUGUCUUGAUACUUAUAAUUGUGAUCUACAUUUUAAAAUAUCAAGAGACCGCCUCAGUGCUUCUUCCCUCACUAUGGAGAGUUUUGCUUUUCUUUGGGCUGGAGGAAGGGCAUCUUACGGUGUGUCAAAAGGCAAAGUCUGUUUUGAGAUGAAGGUUACAGAGAAGAUCCCAGUAAGGCAUUUAUAUACAAAAGAUAUUGACAUACAUGAAGUUCGAAUUGGCUGGUCACUAACCACAAGUGGAAUGUUGCUUGGUGAAGAAGAAUUUUCUUAUGGGUAUUCUCUUAAAGGAAUAAAAACAUGCAACUGUGAGACUGAAGAUUAUGGAGAGAAAUUUGAUGAAAAUGAUGUGAUUACAUGUUUUGCUAACUUUGAAAGUGAUGAAGUAGAACUCUCCUAUGCAAAGAAUGGGCAAGAUCUUGGCGUUGCCUUCAAAAUCAGUAAGGAAAUUCUUGCCGGAAGGCCACUUUUUCCGCAUGUUCUCUGCCACAACUGUGCAGUUGAAUUUAAUUUUGGUCAGAAGGAAAAGCCAUAUUUGCCGAUACCGGAAGAUUAUACUUUUAUCCAGAAUGUCCCCUUGGAGGAUCGAGUUAGAGGACCAAAGGGACCUGAAGAGAAGAAAGAUUGUGAGGUUGUUAUGAUGAUUGGCUUGCCAGGAGCUGGGAAAACCACCUGGGUUACUAAACAUGCAGCAGAAAACCCUGGUAAAUACAAUAUUCUUGGAACAAACACCAUAAUGGAUAAAAUGAUGGUGGCCGGGUUUAAGAAGCAGAUGGCGGAUACAGGAAAACUGAACACGCUGUUGCAGAGAGCUCCCCAGUGUCUUGGAAAGUUUAUUGAGAUUGCUGCCCGUAAGAAGCGGAAUUUCAUUCUGGAUCAGACAAAUGUGUCUGCUGCUGCCCAGAGGAGAAAAAUGUGCCUGUUUGCAGGCUUCCAACGAAAAGCUGUUGUAGUUUGCCCAAAAGAUGAAGACUACAAGCAGAGAACACAGAAGAAAGCAGAAGUCGAGGGAAAAGACCUACCAGAACACGCGGUCCUCAAAAUGAAAGGAAACUUUACGCUGCCCGAGGUGGCUGAGUGCUUUGAUGAAAUAACCUAUGUUGAACUGCAGAAGGAGGAAGCCCAGAAACUUCUGGAGCAGUAUAAGGAAGAAAGCAAAAAGGCUCUUCCGCCAGAAAAGAAACAAAACACUGGCUCGAAGAAGAGCAAUAAAAAUAAGAGUGGCAAGAACCAGUUCAACAGAGGCGGCGGCCACAGAGGCCGUGGCGGCUUCAACAUGCGUGGUGGCAACUUCCGAGGAGGAGCUCCUGGGAACCGCGGUGGCUACAACAGGAGGGGCAACAUGCCGCAGAGAGGCGGCGGUGGCGGCGGCAGUGGCGGAAUUGGCUAUCCGUACCCGCGUGGCCCUGUGUUUCCCAGCCGAGGCGGUUAUUCCAACAGAGGGAACUACAACAGAGGUGGAAUGCCCAACAGAGGGAACUACAACCAGAACUUCAGAGGACGAGGAAACAAUCGUGGCUACAAAAAUCAAUCUCAGGGCUACAACCAGUGGCAGCAGGGUUCUGUCCAUGUGAAUGUGCUGUGUGGAAGAGUUAAAGGGCCCAACUAAAUGUGUUCCAGUGAUUCUAAUAGGUAUUCCAAAUUAAUUGCUGCUUGUACAUUUAACACUUGUUACAUUGGGCUUCCAGGAUCACUUUCAUUAGAACUCCCUUAUGUAAAAGGAUGGGAAAAGGAAAUAACUGUUAACCCAGAUGGGGUAGAUUGUAUAAACGGGGAAAAAGGGUUUUCUCACUUUACCCGUUGCAUACCUGAGACGUGAGCUAGUCAGUGGUGGUAAGCCGUUGGCGGUCCUCUCACCUAGGUUUAAGACUAUGCAAAUGGAGCCGAAUCCUUACAAGGUUCUAACCAUUCAAAUUCCUUCUGUUUUAAUUUUUUGUAAGACAUUCAUUUUAAUACUUCUCACUCGCAGAGCUUAAAUACUUAAUAUUUUAAUGUAGAAAAAUGAGUCUAAGAUACCCAUGGCCUUUGUUUUUCCCAACCUUCUGUAUCUAUGCAAAACGCACAAAUACUCUUUACCAGCUUAUAAACAUUUGGAAACUAGAGCCUUUUGGAGAAGGAGGACAUAGCGCUCCAUGUCAAAGUGGAAACACCAACUAUAGGAAGUAAAUUUAAACUGUAAAGACAGAAGGAAUAAAAAAGCUCGGUGUCUCCAGAGCAGAUAAUUUCUCAUUGCCCAGAAGUCAUUUAAGACUUGCUAAGAAGCUUAGAGGGAAUCUAUUGUUCUUCCACCGCGUACUCCAGAAUAAGGUAUCUUGGUGAAAUGAGAGGUCCCGGCUGCUAGACUGAUUUGAAAUGUAGCUGUCAGGAGUUGCUCACUGAAACUCAGUUCUACUGUGUCAACUAAAAAUCUAAUGGCUGAAAGAGCAGACAGCUCGGUUUCAGACCCAAAAGGUAAAAAUCCUAACAUUUUGUUCAUUUGAGGGGGAAAAAAUUUUUUUUUUAACUAGAACAUUUGUUUCAGAAGCUUUGAAUUCAGAUGGCAAAGCUUAGGGUUCAUUGCAUAUGACUUGUCCUCAUGGUCUAAAGGGAAGAAACAUUUCUGUGGAAACCGAUCCAUUAAGAAACCAGGGUUUGCAGAUUAUUUGAUUUCCUGAGGGGUAGACCAUGUAAGGUGGUUUAACAGAUUUUUAACUUGAUCUAAACUUAAAAAGGGAACAGUAGAAGCCUUUCUGAAUUUCGUACCUGCUUACAAUGUCACUGGUAGUUUUGUCAAGAUAGAAGGACUUGGUGGGCGGGGGGGUGGUGGUGGAAAUCAUCUGUAUUCUAGAAAAUGAAGAGUAAGGCAAAUGUAGUUGAAAACUACUUGCAACACCUGUAGUGUUCGUGUUACAACAGCUUCAAAAUGUAAGACUUUCAAGAUCCUGGUAAUAAGUUUUUGCCCCCCAAAGCUUCCUAUUUUAAGAGAAAAAGAUGGAGCUUAUUGCAUAAAAUCAGCUGUGUAAGAUGCCAGGACUCGGGUGGUGGAGGAUAUUGGUAUAUUGUCCUGAUUGAAUGACCACUGGACCCUAUUUUAAGAUGCUUCCAAAAAAUAUUCCAAAGGACCAUUAAAAAUCAGAAUUCAAGCAGUUGCUUUAAUUUUUCUACUUCAGAUUUUUUGUUUACCCAAGUAAAGUACAUAUAUUAACAUGAAUUUUAAAGGGGUGCCUUGACCCCCAUCACUACAGAUUUUUAUCUAGGAAUAGAAGGAUUCAAACCCUAUUUGAUCCCUAGCUCUUUGCUGAAAAGUGCAUAAACAGGAAUCCUGAAUUUAUUAUAUAGACCUCCUCGCAUUAUAUAAUCGAAGCAAAGGGAAACCAGCGAUGGAGUAGAGGUACGUAGACUAAAAAGAUGCUUGCGAAUCAAAUAAUGGUGUUAGGAAUAGUUAAAAAUUUUUGUUGCCGAACUCAGGUCAUUAUAAAUCACAAGUCCAGAGAAAAGCUUCUAGUUAAUUUUAAAUUCCCUGAGGUCCUUUUAACUGUGAUGGAAAAGCCAAGUAGUCAAGGAAAAGAAGGGAGGGGUUGAGGGAAGGGGGAAAUGCUUAGACGCUAGAAAGAUUUAACGAAGUAUGAUAGAUAAAGCCGGGAGAGGUUUUUCAACUUACUAAUGACCACACUUCUAUUUUAAUCAGCUAUUUAGCUGGUAUCUCCUGCUAUAUCACCUAGUGUGACGUUCUGGAGUUCAUGGGACAAUGAAGGAAGCAGUGCCGCCGGAGGCUCCCGAGUGGGCACGAGAGGUAGGUCGCUCGUCGGUCUGGGCCGUGGAAGGCGCGUUUGGAUGCGGGGGGAGCGUGGACUCUGUCUCUGGGCGAGUGAAGGUUCAGUGAUGUGAUCCAGCAGACAACGCGUGGCUGGUUUCACGCCAGACACCAAGGAGGGUCCUCCAUGAGACGCUGAAGCUCUGCUUGGAGCCUAAGUGACCGGUGAAAGUGGUAGCUAGUAGUAGGAGAACCUAAAUGAGAAGGUGAUUCUCCUUCCCAGAGGUUAGUGAGCAGAAGGGACUGAGAGAAGCUGCUGGAGGAAGGCGUAACUGGAAAGGAAAAGUUGGAGCAGAGGCCGGGGAUGCCCAAGCAGAGGGGAUGGGCACAGAGUUCACACAGUUCGAACUUGGACUUGGGUGGCAGAGGGCAAGUAGAUGGGGCUGGAGACCAGAAGUGGGAGUGUGAAGUCUGUCUGGAGGCCUUGUCCGCGGUAUCCAGUAGCCACAGCGUAGGGACCUGGAGUGCGUUGUGUAGCCCAGUAACCUGUUAGCAUUUCUGUAACCUCUUAAUAGUUGGGGAAGGAAAAUAGGUUAAUACCUGUUUCCUUCCCCAACUAUUACUUAUACUUACUGAUAUUUUCAAAGUUAUCCAAGUAAGUGUGUCACCACUUUGUUUUUAUCCAGGUCUCCUGUUCACGCAGUCAUUCUGCUGGGAAAGUGAACUAACCUUGUUAUUGGUGAAGGCCUUGGAAAUUUUGCCGGCCGAGAGAGGUUUCUCUUACUCAGGGUAAGAUGUAACCCUAGUAUGGGAGAGCUAGGCGGGGAUUUAGUUAAGACUCCACCCGGUCGCUCAGUUCUAUACUCUGCGUGCGUUUGGAAGCGGAAGCGGAGGUCCUAAGUGGCACAAACGUCGUUAAAGAUCGGGGCUGAGGAGUACUCCUCAGGGGUCCCCCUACUCACAUAUGGUGCUGCCUCCUAAAAUGGGAGGGACUGGUCCGUUGGAGUAACGCAGAUUGGAUUCAGCUUUGACUUGUGCCCGUAGAGUGGACAGGUGGUACCGUCUUGGAAACUGCCUUUUCCUUUCUAACAACAGCCUUCCCUAAUUAGUGUCCAAGUCCUACCUGUGGUGGCUGCUAGAGGAUUAGGGUCAGUACAAGCAUCUGCGGGCUCAUGCUUGACAAUGGCAUUUGGUAACCCGCAUAGCCUGCGUGCGCUGCCCCUCGGAAGGACCCCAGGAAAAGUGGGCGCAGGAGGGAAGAUGCUCCUUCCUGUGAACCAGACAGAGCACGCACUCCCCACUUCCCCCUUGAAAAGCCGUGAGAGAACAAGAUAAAAUCUCAGGAUAGCUUCACCUUCUCUGGCGUACCGUGAUAAUCAAGUAACAGGAUCAUUAAUGAUGCCAGAGUCCUUGUCUGCUGGUCUUUUUCAUGAUUUCUUAACCAGGAACACCUCUAGCUUGUGUUUUGUGUUAUAUUUAAAAGAUUCUAUUAAAGUAAUGUUGACAUGAAAACAAAUUGCAUUGCUUUGGAGAGGGAGAGUUUUUUUCCUGAAUGAAUAAAUGCUGUGGACUUGG